Rosa chinensis is the source of this 1338-nucleotide messenger RNA. RefSeq names its product pentatricopeptide repeat-containing protein At2g15630, mitochondrial-like. NCBI's taxonomy places the organism in Eukaryota, Viridiplantae, Streptophyta, Magnoliopsida, Rosales, Rosaceae. The record is from RefSeq and is a predicted model, not a curated record. The transcript is spliced from 2 exons. Gene Ontology annotation, molecular function: protein binding. Bases 494 to 1282 code for a protein of 262 amino acids.
UCAAACUCCUAAACCCUCAGACCCGUAAACCCCAAAAUCUCAGACCCAUUUUCCUCCCAACCCAAUCUCUCUGUUCCCUCACCCAACCAGACCCUCCUCCACCCAUCACCCUCCACUCUCUCCUUAAUUCCAUCUAAACUUGUCAGUGGCAUUUCAUCCAACACCUUCCGCCCAACCUUCCCUCCUCUCUAAUCUCCCAAACCCUCUUCCAUCUCCGCCAAAGCCCUCACCUCGUCCAUCAAUUCACAUCCCACAUCGCCUUUUCCCUCCUCGAAAUCCAAACCCAAUGCCUCGCCGUCACCAUUGUCGCCGCCCUCCCUUCGCCAAAACCCUCCCUGGAGCUCCUAAAGCAACUCCUCGGCAGCGGGAUUGCUCCGGUUCGGGACGUUUUCGACUCACUGGCUCGUGCCCGAGUGCGCUUGACUGCCCAAAGCGGUGUCGUUUUGGACUUGCUGGUUGAAGAUCAAGUCCAGUGUUUGUACUUUUUAACAUCAUGAUUAAUGUGUUGUGCAAAGAAGGCAAGUUGAACAAGGCAAAGGAGUUUCUUGGGUUUAUGGAGAUUUUGGGGAUUAAGACUACUGUUGUUACUUACAAUACUAUCAUUCCUGGGUUUUGUCUGAGAGGCAGAGUUGGAGGGGCUCAGAUGAUCUUUAGUGCUAUGAAAGGGAGAGGAGUUCAGCCAGAUUCUUACACAUAUGGAUUGGUUAUUAAUGGGAUGUGUAAGGAGAGAAGACUUGAUGAAGCGUCUGGUCUUUUUGAUAAAAUGCUGGAAAUUUGGCUGCUUCCGAGUGCUGUUACUUAUAACACAUUGAUUGACGGUUAUUGCAAUAACGGUGAUCUAAACAGGGCUUUCGGUUAUAGAGAUGAGAUGGUGAAGAAGGGUAUAAUGCCGACGGUGUCAACUUACAAUUUGUUGAUUCAUGAAUUGUUUAUGGAAGGUAGGGUGGGUGAAGCUGAUUGUAUGGUUCAAGAAAUGGAAGAGAAGGAAAUGGUUCCUGAUGCCAUUACGUAUAAUAUCCUGAUUAAUGGGAAUGCAAAGAAAGCAUCUAUCCUUCGCAAUGAAAUGUUGAGUAAAGGGAUAGAACCCACUAAGGAAACUUAUACAUCGCUUUAUGUUUUGAGUAAAAGGAAGAGAAUGAAUAAGGCAGAUGACUUGUUUGAGAAGAUACUGUGUAAGGGUGUUCUGCCGGAUCUUGUGAUGUUCAAUGCCUUGAUUGAUGGUCAUUGUGCUAAUGGGAAUAUGGAGGGUGCAUUUUCACUUUUGAGGGAGAUGGAAAAAUGAAGGUUCAUCCAGAUGAAGUGACUUACAAUACCCUAAUGCAAGGGCGCUGCAGGGCA